AUGCUGAAAGGUCUUUCUGGUUAUGGUCUAUAUGGAGAUCUUUUGUCUGUUUAUACAAAAUGCCGGGUCUUGAAUUGCCCAUCUGAUGAUUUUACAUUUCCUUUCGUGAUUAAGGCUUGUUCAGCUUUAGGUGCUUCUGGGAUUGGACAGCAGAUUCAUUGCGUUGUUUUGAGAAAAGGGUAUGAAAGAAAUGUUGUCAUUAUGACUUCUUUUAUUGAUUUUUAUGCGAGAAAUGUCGAUAUAGGGAUUGCGCGGAAACUGUUUGAUAGAAUUUCUGACCCUGACUUGGUUUCAUGGAAUGCUUUGCUUUCUGGUUACUGUUUUAAUGGACUUGAUAAAGAAGCAUUGGGGGUUUUAGGGAAAAUUCAGGGAAUGAACAUAAAGCCUAUUGUCAGUACUCUGGCAAGUAUAAUCCCUGCAUGUACGCAGUUGGGGUAG
Gossypium arboreum is the source of this 438-nucleotide messenger RNA. RefSeq names its product putative pentatricopeptide repeat-containing protein At5g37570. Lineage: Eukaryota; Viridiplantae; Streptophyta; Magnoliopsida; Malvales; Malvaceae. Gene Ontology annotation, molecular function: protein binding; RNA binding. The record is from RefSeq and is a predicted model, not a curated record. The transcript has a single exon. The coding region runs from base 1 to 438 and encodes 145 amino acids. Gene Ontology annotation, biological process: RNA modification.